AGUCUCCUUUUGGUUUUGUCUGUGCUCGUGUACUUGUGUACUAUUGUACUCAGUCUCUCUCCACCACCCACACUCUCCUCUCAGACUCCCCGUCUAGAUCUCGUCUACUCCGCAACUCCGCGGCUACUAUCGCCCCGAUCUCGACCGACGACCACCGACACCAACUCUAUAUACAAGAACUCGCAAUUCCCUCACCUCACCAUUCCCCGUAUCCAGCAACCCACACUUCCUACACCAAUAUUUAGCAAACACACCUGCGACCGACUACAGGCCCUAGUCUCAUCCGACUAGCGUACCCCUGUCAGUCCAAAAUCAAUUACUUCACUUCCAUCUUCUCACCGUGGCUCCCCCUCUCGCCACCAUGUCCACCAACCGGCCAUUCCUGGCCAACUUUCUAGCGGCCUUUCGCGCCCAGUCCACAUACAAAGCUUCAACAGCAGGUUCACAAUCCGCUGCCGCUGGCCCAUCCUCCUCUCUCUCCUCCACCCAAAUCUCCCAAGGCGCACGAGCCAUAGCCACCAAGGCCAGCAGCGGCAACGCAGCCGCUUCCUCAUCAGAUGCCUCUCCAUCUACCACCACCCACCACUACCACCAUCAUUCCACCACUAGCGCCUCAUCCUCCUCCCACUCCCGUCCUCACUCGCACCAGCGAACCCCAUUGAACCAGCCCGAAUCUUCCCCAGCAUCUCCGGCCCCACCUCAGACCCAGCAGGUCGCCUCUUCCCCGCCUACCCCGGCCGCAUCAAACCCCAUCCCUAUCACAAACAGCCAAGGCCGUCAGCGUCGCGGCAGCGACAGCUCAAGUGGCUCGGGAGGAUUCCGCGAUGCGCUGGGCCCGGAGAAGUGGUAUAUCGGGGGUCGAACGCCUGGCGGCGAGGAACGGUUUUACCGCUUAGGGAUGGUGACGAAGGGAGGAGGUCGGCUCGGUGGGAGCGGUAGAGUGGGGAGCAUUGAUCAGCUAAGUCUGUGAUUGAUUGAUUUAUCUAUGGUGUUUGGGGAUAUGAGCGUUACA
Messenger RNA from Aspergillus welwitschiae, 1012 nucleotides. RefSeq lists its product as uncharacterized. Lineage: Eukaryota; Fungi; Ascomycota; Eurotiomycetes; Eurotiales; Aspergillaceae. The coding region runs from base 362 to 970 and encodes 202 amino acids. The record is from RefSeq and is a predicted model, not a curated record. The transcript has a single exon.